CUCCUGUAGAAAACUUGGUUAAAGUUUAACACUUUCUGUCUUCUCAUCUCUUACAAGAGUGUUUCUGUGUUCAAUUUUGAGUAGAUAUGGAAGUGGUUGCUGUUGGGUCAAUGGAGACGCAGAGACAGGAGACAUGGGCUUGCUCUGUCACUGAGUCGUUUCUCAUCCUCGCCGGAAAGAACCUGGCUUGUCUUCUCCUUGUGGCAGAAUCUUUGCUGAUAGGGUUGAUGGCUGUUGACCAGAGGUUGUCUCUGAAGGAGGGUUACAAAAGAGGAAGCCGUGCUGAGGAAAACAAAGAUGCUAGUGACACUGAAGAUGACGACGAUGAUGAUGAAGACGCUGAUGAGGAUGACGACGAUGAGGAUGAUGCUAAUGAUGAAGAUUUCUCAGGGGGUGAAGGGGAAGAAGGGGAAGAAGCUGAUCCAGAGGAUGAUCCAGUGGCUAAUGGUGCAGGAGGAAGCGAUGACGAUGAUGACGAUGAUGAGGAGGGUGAUAAUGAUGACGAUGAUGAGGACAAUGAGGAUGAGGAAGAAGACGAGGAUGAGGAAGAUGAUGAUGAUGUUCGCCAGCCGCCCUCUAAGAAGAGAAAAUGAAUCAUGAGUUAAUGAGUGUUUGUGGUUUGGAUGGUUAAAGACUUGAAGAGGAUGCUCUGUGUUGGUUUAAGUAGUGUAGGGAAACUUAUCGUCCUCUUAUUGAACUUCAUCUUCUCUUGUUGUUACUAUUUGUUGUCAUGUGUGAUUUUUCGAUGUGGAUUUUAGUUAUCUUCU
This is a messenger RNA of Arabidopsis arenosa, 767 nucleotides long. NCBI's taxonomy places the organism in Eukaryota, Viridiplantae, Streptophyta, Magnoliopsida, Brassicales, Brassicaceae. The record is from the annotation of a GenBank genome assembly.